Messenger RNA from Saccharomyces kudriavzevii IFO 1802, 219 nucleotides. It is a transcript of the gene TFB5, whose product is annotated as TFIIH complex subunit TFB5. Lineage: Eukaryota; Fungi; Ascomycota; Saccharomycetes; Saccharomycetales; Saccharomycetaceae. Gene Ontology annotation, cellular component: transcription factor TFIIH holo complex; transcription factor TFIIH core complex. Bases 1 to 219 code for a protein of 72 amino acids. The record is from RefSeq and is a predicted model, not a curated record. The transcript has a single exon. Gene Ontology annotation, biological process: transcription by RNA polymerase II; nucleotide-excision repair; transcription initiation at RNA polymerase II promoter.
AUGGCUAGAGCAAGGAAGGGUGCACUGAUUCAAUGUGAUCCGUCUAUCAAGGCACUCAUACUACAAAUCGACGCGAAAAUGAGCGAUAUAGUAUUGGAGGAGUUAGACGAUACGCAUCUUCUAGUAGAUCCUUCGAAAGUAGAAUUUGUGAAGCAUGAGCUAAAUAGGCUAUUAUCGAAGAAUAUAUACAAUCCCAUGGAUGAGGAAGAAAACCAAUGA